AUGAAAGCAAUUUAUCCCAUAUUCGACUGGGUGCGUGGAGAAGUGAGCCUCUCGGUUCGGUCCGAGUUUGGACAAUUGGCCGAAAACCGACUGGAUACAGGAUUUGGAAUUCGGGCUGGAACCAUCAGUCGAAGUUCCGUCGAAAGUGAAUUGGAGCGGCAGCGGACACUGGCGCAGAUCAAGCAAAAUUGCAAAAACAUUGAUGGUUUUAUCUAUGAGCUCCCACGGAAGAAGGUGAUGGAAGAUAAAAAGAAUCGAUUAGCCAAAUAUGAGAUCGGGGAAAGAGGAUCCGAAGACGGGCUGGGGAAGGUGUUAAUGCUCCUCGGAGACACAGGAGCAGGAAAGAGUACCUUCAUCGACGCGAUGGUGAAUUACGUGUACAGAGUCAAGUGGGAAGACGACUUUCGUUUCAAAGUGAUUGCAGACGAAUACGAAAGGGGAGGAGGGCAAGCUCAUAGUCAGACGCAGUGGAUCACAAUGUACACCCUACACAGGCAACCGAGCAUUGCUAUCCCUUAUACCUUGACUGUCAUCGAUACCCCUGGGUUUGGACAAACAAAUGGGAUCAUGGCCGAUGAAGAAUUGAGGGACCAGAUCCGAGAAUUCUUCUCCAAUUUUGGGAACGUUGGCGUGGAUCAACUUCAUGGAAUCGGCUUCGUCGUCAAGGCUGCUUUGCCCAGACUCACGCCCACACAAAGGUACAUAUUUGAUUCCAUGAUGUCAGUCUUUGGAAGGGAUAUGGAAGGCAAUAUCUACGCUCUAGCAACAUUCGCGGACAGGAAAAGGCCGCCAGUCUUACAAGCCCUCAAAGAAGGAGACAUCCCAUAUGGAGCCUAUUAUAAGUUCAAUUAUUUUGCUCUCUUCCAUCGUCCUGAUGACGACGAAGGCGAAUUUAUUAAGAUUCAUUGGGAAACGAACAUGAGAUUUAUGAAAAAAUUGUUCAAAGACCUUCGGAAGUCGAUAUCAGUCAGUUUGAUGCUGACAAACAAGGUUUUAUUGGAGCGACGACGCCUACAGACAGCUCUACAGGACAUACAGCCACAAAUCAUUGCUGGCUCAGAGAGGUUGGAACAACUUAGACAAGAACACGCAGUUCUGGAACGAUACAGAUCAAGGUUUGGCGGAAGAAAGACCAGUACAUACACCUUCAAGUUGUUGAAAGAGAAGCGAGUGAACUUAAGCCCUGAUGAAUGUGCCAUGAACUGCCUAAGAUGCGACUUCACUUGCCAUUACCCAUGCAUGAAAUACGAGAUGGAGACGAAUUGUGAAGCGAUGGGCAUCGGGAUGAUGGAAAGUGCAGUGCCACACUGUCUUGUUUGUCCCAACCAUUGUCCACCAGACCAGCAUGUGAAAAGCAAAUAUCGCCUCGAACUGUAUGAGGAAGAGGUGACGAGAACUGCUGAGGAAUUGAGAGCGAAAUAUGAGGCAGCAGCUGGUAAGAAGUUGACUCCGAAAGGACUGAGGAAGGAAAUCGUUAAGGCAUUGAAUAGGGAAUCGGCGAACAUGUUGGAUUCAACCAUCAAAGCACGCGAAUGUUUACAGACGCUCAACCAAAUAGCAUUGAGGCCCGUUCCCUUGGGGGUCAUUAAAUUUGCGGAUUUAAUGAUCGAGACAGAUAUUAGAGAAGGCAGAACCAGUCUAACCCAGAGAAUCGCAUACAUGAAAGACAUACAGGCCAAGGCAGCACUAAUUCAGAUGCUGAAUAAUCCAGAUCCACCAAGCGUCUCCGAUUACCUGAACCUCUUCAUUGACAUCGAGAAAAGACUAGGCACAUCUGGGAAAGCCCAGAGGAUCAAAUAUCUCGAAGAAGCAAAAGCAAAAAUGAAUGAUCUGAUCCUUUAA
Darwinula stevensoni is the source of this 1842-nucleotide messenger RNA. The record is from the annotation of a GenBank genome assembly. NCBI's taxonomy places the organism in Eukaryota, Metazoa, Arthropoda, Ostracoda, Podocopida, Darwinulidae.